Aedes albopictus (Asian tiger mosquito) is the source of this 2327-nucleotide messenger RNA. RefSeq lists its product as uncharacterized. The record is from RefSeq and is a predicted model, not a curated record. The transcript has 3 exons. NCBI's taxonomy places the organism in Eukaryota, Metazoa, Arthropoda, Insecta, Diptera, Culicidae. Gene Ontology annotation, molecular function: catalytic activity. Bases 777 to 2327 code for a protein of 516 amino acids.
UCCAGAGGUCGACGACAAGCAUAUUGAGGCCGUUAUUGCCAAAUACGGGUCGACUCAACAAAUGGUUCGUGAGCGUUACCCGGCAGAGUCGGGUUUUCCCAUCUGGAGCGGUGUCCGAGGAUUGAACAUGGAGCUGAUUGAUGAUAUCCCUGCUCAAGUGUACGUGCAAAGUAUCAAGGCAAGAGUGUUUUACGAUGGAAUUCAACAUCGGUGUUUCGUGUGUGGCUCAACGGAGCAUCUGAAAGCGGAGUGUCCGAAGCGGAAAUCGGUGAACACGCGGCUGGGGUCGUACGCGCAUCCGCCGGUCAACCGUACCGGUAUGAUCAACGGCAGUUCAACAGGAAGUAUGGUGUUACCUGUCCCACGAGGUUCAGAGAAGGUGAGCUCGGUAGAGGAUGUGCUUCAUCGUCCACGGUGGCAUCUGCAGAGCCUAUCAGUCAUGCUGCAGUGGUUGUGCAAGAUAAUCAGGAGUCAAUCAGUGAACUGGAGGGUAAGGACGUAGAAGGCGAGAAGACAGACGAGGUAGGUAAAUCUACUGCGAAGGCAGAUGAGUGGCAGAUCGUGAAAAGAUUGAGAAGUAAGGAAUCAGACAGCGGUAUCGUGGCGAAAGCAGUCAAAAUUGAUGAUGGGAACGGGCCUAGCUUGAUGAAACUCCAAAGUCGGCGAUCUCGUUCGUUGACGCCCCGACAGAAGAAAGGUAGCAGAACCGCGAAGGAUGAAGAAAUUAAGCUAGGGGAUGAACAGUUUCCACCUCUGAACAAGCCGUAGAGAACCAGAUGUCUAAGAUGCAGUUCUCCUACAAGGUUGCAACGAUUAAUUUGAAUAGCUCAAACAGUGUUAUUAAUCAGGGAUUAUUGAGAGAUUUUGUAUAUGAUCAUGACGUUGAUGUUCUACUGUUGCAGGAAGUUGUUUACGAGAUUUUUUUGUUUUUACCUAAUCAUUUUGCUUUUGUCAACAUAAGUGCUGAUAAUAAGGGUACAGCAAUCGUUGUACGGAAAACUAUGGAUAUUUCUAGCGUGCUUCUUGAGCCGAAUUGCAGAAUAGUUUCGUUGAUCGUUAACGGUGUUAAUUUUGUGAAUGUAUAUGGGCAUUCUGGAUCUAAUUAUCGGAGAGAACGCAAUGAUUUAUACACAAACGUGAUAGCAGUUCAUUUGAGUAAGCAAGAAGCCGCAGUCUCAGUGAUUGGAGGCGAUUUUAAUUGCACCUUGGAGGAUUCGGAUUCAAGAGGACCAUCAAAAAACUCUUGUGCGGGGUUGAAAAAUUUAGUCGAGUUGUUCAAAUUCAAAGAUGUUGCAAAAGUUAUGGCCAAGUCUGAUUUUACCUUCUUUCGAGGAGAAUCAGCCGCCCUAUUGGAUAGGUUUUACGCUCCGGCUCAAUUUGUUGAAAAUGUUGUUGACUGUUGGACUAUUCCACUUUCUUUCUCUGAUCAUUCUGCCGUGGUGAUGAAGAAUAGAACUUCAAAGGACAACGUAGUGAAAAGAGGUAGAGGUUACUGGAAGAUAAACCCCAGUGUCUUGGACAUGGAUGAUGUUACAGAAAGAUUUGAAAGGGAGUAUAGCACACUGAAGUCGCGAGCAAUCUACACAAGUGAUCUAAAUGCGUGGUGGAACUUUGUUUUCAAGCCAAAAGCCAAACAAUUUUACAAAUCAGAAGCGUGGAGGAUCAACAACAAUAUUAGAAAUGCAAAAAGUGAACAAAUGCGGAAACUUAUCGAACUUAACGAGCGGAGGGUUAGAGGAGAGGACGUUUCAAUUCUUAUUAAACUGGCACAAUCAAGACUGAUGGAGAUAGAGUAUGACAGGAUCAAAAAUUAUUCGAAGAAGUUGCCGGAAUCGAGUCUUUCCGAGGGAGAAAAAGUAGGUGUUUUUCAGGUAUCAAAGCAGAUACAUAGUGGUGUGCGCAAUCAGCAGCUAAAGUUAAUGAAUGAACAGGGAACCCUAUUAGAUAGUGCGAGCGUAGGUGAAAGAAUACACGAAUACUAUCAGGCUAUGUUUCAACAGAGCGCGGAAGGUGACAACAUUGAUGGUAAUGAAAAUCCUUUAGAUUACAUUACACAUUCAGUAGGUGAUGAUGAAUCAAUUGCUUUUUCUGAACUUAUAACAGUAGCUGAAGUCGAAGAAACAUUAAAAUCGUCGGCCCUUCAGUAUUUCGGCAAGUAUGCGGGUGCUCCGUGGGAUGUUCCUGUUGAAACCGAGUGUUCGCGUACGAAUAUAGUGGCUCCACCUAGCCGUCAACAUCGAGCAUCGUCCGAGUGGGUUAUCCCUUGUUCAUCGACAACAACGAGUACUCGUCUAACGAGCUGUCGUUUCACCGAGCUGACAAGGUGA